Molecule: messenger RNA, 3541 nt
Organism: Carlito syrichta (Philippine tarsier)
Lineage: Eukaryota; Metazoa; Chordata; Mammalia; Primates; Tarsiidae
Gene: SYT6
Product: synaptotagmin 6
Exons: 6
Coding region: 16-1347 (443 amino acids)
Biological process (GO): cellular response to calcium ion; regulation of calcium ion-dependent exocytosis; regulation of dopamine secretion
Cellular component (GO): membrane
Molecular function (GO): calcium-dependent phospholipid binding; phosphatidylserine binding; clathrin binding
Source: RefSeq, a predicted model, not a curated record
UGGAAGCUGUGCUGGAUGCCCUGGAGGAACAAGGAGGCCUCCAGUCCCUCUUCUGCUAACCCCACCUUGGAGGCGCUUCAGAGCCCUAGCUCCAGAGGCAACAUGGCGGACAAGCUGAAGGACCCCAGCGCCCUGGGCUUCCUGGAGGCGGCUGUGAAGAUCAGCCACACGUCCCCAGAUAUCCCGGCUGAGGUGCAGAUGUCGGUCAAGGAGCACAUCAUGCGUCACACACGGCUGCAGCGACAAACCACAGAGCCAGCGUCCUCCACCAGGCACACGUCCUUCAAGCGCCACCUGCCACGGCAGAUGCACGUGUCCAGCGUCGACUACGGCAACGAGCUGCCACCGGCCGCAGAGCAGCCCACCAGCAUCGGCCGCAUCAAGCCAGAGCUCUACAAGCAGAAGUCAGUGGACGGGGACGACGCCAAGUCUGAGGCCACCAAGAGCUGCGGGAAGAUCAACUUCAGCCUACGCUACGACUACGAGAGUGAGACCCUGAUCGUACGCAUCCUGAAGGCCUUCGACCUCCCUGCCAAGGACUUUUGCGGAAGCUCCGACCCUUAUGUCAAGAUCUACCUCCUGCCCGACCGCAAGUGCAAGCUGCAGACCCGGGUGCACCGCAAGACCCUGAACCCCACCUUUGACGAGAACUUCCACUUCCCUGUGCCCUACGAGGAGCUGGCUGACCGCAAGCUGCAUCUCAGUGUCUUUGACUUCGACCGCUUCUCCCGCCAUGACAUGAUUGGCGAGGUCAUCCUGGACAACCUCUUUGAGGCCUCUGACCUGUCCCGGGAAACCUCCAUCUGGAAGGACAUCCAGUAUGCCACGAGUGAGAGCGUGGACUUGGGAGAGAUCAUGUUCUCCCUCUGCUACCUGCCCACAGCAGGCAGGCUCACCCUCACGGUGAUCAAGUGUCGGAACCUUAAGGCGAUGGACAUCACAGGCUAUUCAGAUCCGUACGUCAAAGUGUCCCUGCUUUGUGAUGGGCGGAGGCUGAAGAAAAAGAAAACCACCAUCAAGAAGAACACCCUCAAUCCCAUCUACAACGAGGCCAUCAUCUUUGACAUUCCUCCAGAAAACAUGGACCAAGUCAGCCUGCUCAUCUCUGUGAUGGAUUACGAUCGGGUGGGCCACAAUGAGAUCAUAGGAGUCUGUCGUGUGGGGAUCAGCGCCGAAGGCCUGGGGAGGGACCACUGGAACGAGAUGCUGGCGUACCCUCGGAAGCCCAUCGCACACUGGCACUCCCUGGUGGAGGUAAAGAAAUCCUUCAAAGAGUGGCAGGGCCGAGCCGCCAGCUUCGACAGCGAGAGCUCGUGCCCAUCUCCGAAACCACCUCCGACCCCAUGAGCGGCACAGCCGAGCAACGCAACCCGGACUCAGCGACGUUCUCUUUGCACUUGUUCAACCGUCCAAACGCAGUGUUGUGCAGUGGCAGCGACAGCCGUCUGUCCCUCCAGAGUCUUACCUGCUCCUGUGUAGGUCAAGGCCGAGACACUUGUCGUGUGGUCAGAUCUGUCUUAGUCUUUUCUGUCUCUCAAGGUGAUGUUUCUGUGGUUUUUCACUUUUUAUGGGUCUGCUGUCAAGAAAAGAAAAAAAAGAGUAGGAAAACCAACCAAGGGUGGAGAGCCCAGAAGUUGGUUCUAGAAAAUACAAUGUAAAAUGGCCGUCUUUUCCGGAGAGGUGGAUUGAGUUUCUGAAAUUUUGUGUCCCUGAAAGCUCCACGACCCUAGAGAAGGAAGAAGCAGGGUGGAACUCUAGCCAUCGCUAUAGCAGGCACGGGACAAAUCGAUCAAAGAGCCUUUAUGAGGUUAAAGGUUACUCCUUGAAGCUCUUCACUGGUGAGACAGAAGCCAAGCGGAGACUCUUGGUCCCGUGUUGAAAUCUCAAGCCUUGAGCCGUUUCUGAACCCUCUGCUGGUGUGCAGGGUUCCUCAUGUCCCUUCCUCGUUCGCUUUUCCUCAUGAAUUGAAGACAUCUUGAUUCCUCAUGGGAAACUCAGUCACUUCCUUUAAGAAUGAUUCUGCUGAAACUAAACACGCCAUAUGUUUUUUGAUGCGCCCCAGUUAAUGAUCACAUUUGUUUGAAAACAGGAUCUUUGUUCUUAGAAAUAACCUUCAUUGUAAAGAAAGAGAGGCACAUAUGUUCCAGAACGAUUUCUGAGUUAUACAUAGCUUUAUAAUUCCGUGAAGUAUCAAGCAGCUGUUUAAAAUGCCUAAACGGAUCAAAGAAAAAACCUAGACAGAAUGUUCUCUUCUAAAUGGGGAGUUUUGAAAUCCAAGGAACAGUUGGAGGACAUCUUUCUAUGAAGGGUAUCUUUUGCAUUGAAACCAAGUCAGCUUAAGCCUGUUUCAGCCCCCAUUGGCUCUGGGACAAUAUUUAUCUUAAACUUUAGUUCUAUAAAUUAUUAAGUACUUCAGUGUUGUUUGUUUCCGUGGUCGUGAGGGGUUUUUGUUUCCUUUGAAUCUCUCCCUUAGGCUGAAUUCAGUUUAGGAAAAAAAAUGUUUGAGGUAUUCUGUAUCAUAGUAGCACAUUUCUGUUGAGUUCGCAGUGGCCUUUCCACCCGCCCCUAAAACCGAUUGAUUUGCUCCAUCUCGGUCUGUAUAUCCUUGGUCAGCACAUCGAAGUGAGUUUCUUCUUUAACUUGUAACUACACAACGCCGAUUUUCAGAGCUGUGUGUACCACCUGCAGGAAGUAAGGUGGCCGGAGACCCCUUGUUUCAACAGAGGGAGGUGAAGAAAGUUCACACUAUUCACACACCUUGUGUCUUAUUCUUUGCCUAUAGCACAUUCUUUGCCUAUAGCACAUCCUGGAAGAGCAGUGACCGAUAAAGUUAUCCUUAUUUGAAGCCAAGUUAUCAAGUUUCUCUGCGAGUAAUUCUGGGUAAUGUCUUCAAGCUUAAAAAUGGACCACAGUGGGCAUGACAUUGCAAGAUAUUACUGCGAGUAACAAGAUUGGCCAAAGGAAUUUUCCACCCAGUAAAUGUAGAUAAACCUAUAAACUCCACCCGGUACUGAGCCUUAGGCUAGGGACUGAUGUGUCUAGAUAACUUGUCUCCCCAAAUGUGCUGUGGUUGACAGGCCUUCCUAGCCAGACAGUCCUGCGUUUGGACAUUCUCUUGAGAGUGAGAAAAAACCCAAGGUCAUGACAAGACUCCCAGCAGAUGACAAGAUUCGUUCUGAUUCUGACUCUAGACUGACCCCAUCAAGACGGCCAUCUCAAUCUAUGAGCAGAUGCUGUGGUCCUUGCAACUGAAGGGGACAGUUGAGUUUCCUGGGUCCUAAGAGGCCCGAAAUUAGUGACCUCAAAAUGCACGUCCUGCUGUCAUCUUUAAAUACUUAGGCGGGUAAGGAGCACCCAUUCUAGCCUUUAGAAGGGCCUGUGACCGUGCUUGUCUGAGAUUCCUGUGAUAUCCAAGCAGCUAUCUCACAUGAGUGAACAACCCAGUGGUUUUAGAAAACCAUUUCCUGAACCGGUUACGCCCAGCCCACACACCACCCUGACCAACCACUACCCUUCCGCUGCAGGCGAACCCCAGAAUUGG